GCGAGCGCGCGGGCAGGGUGGCCAGCUGUUGGACUGCCUGCCGCCAUUCCGUCCCCGUGGGAGCGUGAGCCCGACGCGCCAGGCGACACAGAAGGAUUGACAAGACCAUGCUGGCGAGUCUGAAGGUCAAGAAGCAGGAGCUGGCCAACAGCUCGGAUGUGAACCUCUCAGACCGGCCACUGUCCCCGCCUCUCACUGCACCUCCCACCAUGAAGUCCGCGGAGUUCUUCGAGAUGCUGGAGAAAAUGCAAGGGAUCAAGCUCGAAGAGCAGAAGCCAGGACCCCAGAAGAACAAGGACGACUAUAUUCCCUAUCCCAGCAUUGAUGAGGUUGUGGAGAAGGGCGGCCCGUACCCCCUUGUUAUCCUGCCCCAGUUUGGGGGCUACUGGAUCGAGGACCCGGAGACCGUGGGCACGCCGACCUCCCUGGGAAGCAGCAUCUGCGAGGAGGAGGAGGAGGACAAUCUCAGGGCCAGCACAUUCAGCUACAAGCUUGAAUGCAAGAGUGAAGCCAGGGCCUACCGCAGACACUUCCUGGGGAAGGACCAUCUAAACUUCUACUGUACUGGCAGCAGCCUGGGCAACCUGAUCCUGUCCAUCAAGUGCGAGGAGGCAGAGGGGAUCGAGUACCUUCGGAUCAUUCUCAGGUCCAAAGUGAAGACCGUGCAUGAGCGGAUCCCCUUGGCUGGACUCAGCAAGCUGCCCAGUGUCCCUCAGAUUGCAAAGGCUUUCUGUGAUGACGCGGUGGGGCUGAAAUUCAACCCUGUCCUGUACCCCAAGGCUUCCCACAUGAUUGUGUCCUAUGAUGAACAUGACGUCAACAACACGUUCAAGUUUGGGGUCAUUUAUCAACAAGCCAAACAGACCCUGGAGGAGGAGCUGUUCGGGAACAACGAGGAGAGCCUGGCCUUCAAGGAGUUCUUGGAGCUGCUAGGAGAUACAGUCAUGCUGCAGGACUUCAAAGGCUUCCGAGGAGGCCUGGAUGUGACCCACGGACAGACAGGGGUGGAAUCCGUGUACACAGUCUUCCGGGACCGGGAGAUCAUGUUUCACGUCUCCACAAAGCUGCCCUUUACUGAAGGCGACGCCCAGCAGCUCCAGAGAAAGAGACACAUUGGCAAUGACAUUGUGGCCAUCAUCUUCCAAGAAGAGAACACGCCCUUCGUCCCAGAUAUGAUCGCCUCCAAUUUCUUACACGCCUACAUUGUUGUGCAGGCUCAGAACCCAGCUACAACGGAGACCCCAUCCUACAAGGUCUCGGUCACUGCGCGGGAAGACGUGCCUGCCUUUGGACCCCCUCUGCCCAGCCCCCCUGUUUUCCAGAAGGGCCCCGAGUUCAGGGAGUUUCUGCUCACCAAGCUCACCAACGCUGAGAACGCUUGCUGCAAGUCGGACAAGUUUGCGAAGCUGGAGGACCGGACGAGGGCAGCCCUCCUGGACAACCUUCACGAUGAGCUGCAUGCCCACACCCAGGCGAUGCUGGGGCUGGGCCCGGAGGAGGACAAGCUUGAGAACGGGGGCCAUGGGGGCUUCCUGGAGUCUUUUAAGCCUCCUGUGGCAGCAGCCACCGGAAAGGGCCAGUCUCGGAGCCCCAUCAAGCGUCGGUCGGGGCUCUUUCCCCGUCUGCACACGGGCUCUGAGGGCCAAGGGGACAUCCGGACACGAUGCGACAGUGCAUCCAGCACCCCCAAGACCCCGGAUGGCGGGCACUCUUCUCAGGAAACCAAGUCUGAGACCUCGUCCAACCCCAGCUCCCCGGAAAUCUGCCCGAACAAAGAGAAGCCCUUCAUCAAGUUGAAGGAGAACGGCAGAGCCAACAUCUCGCGCUCCUCCUCCAGCACCAGCAGCUUCAGCAGCACCGCAGGGGAGGGCGAGGCCAUGGAGGAGUGUGACAGCGGGAGCAGCCAGCUGUCCACAACGUCGCCCUUCAAGCAGGAGGUGUUUGUCUACAGCCCGUCCCCGAGCAGCGAGAGCCCCACAGCCGGCCUGGGCGUGGCAGCCACCCCCAUCAUCAUGAGCCGGAGUCCCACGGAUGCCAAGGGCAGAAACUCCCCGAGGUCCAACCUGAAGUUCCGCUUCGAUAAGCUCAGCCACGCCAGCCCCAGCUCGGGUCACUAAUGGGAAAGAGGAGUCCUUCAGACAUUAAAGGGAAGCCUGGAUUCUGUCCAGGAGAAGGCUCCUAGUCCAGGUCUUUGGGAGUGCCGACCACUGCUCUGACCAUCACAGGCCUAUUGCCCCACUGGACACCUGACCAACUUGUCUGUCCCAGUGCCCCCCAUCUGGUCCUAUCUCUGUCCACCCCUUCACCAGAACACCCCUAACUUUGGACAAAGCCUUCUCCCUCGAGAGCCCUCUUUGUGGUCUCUUCCCGUGCCAUGUCUGUCUGGGCCUUGUGUCACCCUGGUUUUUUUCUGCUGAGGAAAAGGGAAUUGGGCCAGGGAGGGUCAUCAGGGUACCGUCGGGAGCAGAGGCAGAGGGUGGUGAGGUGGGGAGCAGGGACAGGCAGCAGGGGCGUCCCUGUGUGUCCUCGGUCACAGCCUUCUUGGACACGGCAGGCUGGAACCAGGGCCAGUGCAUCUACGGGUGGUGGAGGGGCUGCUUCUGCAUGAGCCAAGAUUGAGACCAUCAGGGCAGUGCCCUGAUAUAAACCGGCUCUGGGCCUCCCAUGUCUCUGGGGCUUUGAAAUGCCUGUUUGCUUCCUGGAUGAGGACUUUGUACUCUUGGGUGGAUGUCAGGCCCCCGUCUCCUGACCUUGCCAUCAGCCGUGUGUUUCAAGAGGGGCGUUGGCCAGUUGACGCUUGGAGACAAAGCUGGGAUACCACUCCUCUGCCCCCUCCCCCUCCCCCACCCCCUCCCAGACUCCCAGUGAUCAUUGCUGCUGCUAGAGAAGCUUCCUGUCGGUGUCUCCCCUCAGAGAGUGAUUUUGUCCUGGAGGGGAUGGGUGGCCAGGCAGGAGUGAGAAGGAAUUCAGGGAGCAGGGGGUGCUUAGGGCCCCAGGACUCAGCUGGGAGGUGCUGGUGGUGGGUGUACAUGGGAGGCAAUCAGCUUUCACUCACCCACCACUCAGGUUGCAGCGGGACAGGUGAGGUAGGGGUGACUUGCCAGGGGACGAUGUGCAGGGGCAGGAGAGAGGCUUGGGUUCGGAGAACAGCACCCAUCCACGACUUAGGUUCCUGUCUCUGGGAGCUCAGCGCUGCCUUACGGGGCCCUCUCUGGGUCCGGGCACCAUCCCGCAGGCCAGCGGCUGGGGGCGGGGUUGGUGGUGGCUGCAGCCUAGCUGCCCCCAGAAUGAGAUGCAAGCACCUCAGUCAGGGCCCCCUCUGCUGGCGGAAGCAGUUUGCUCUCUGAUGGGUAGCCAGCGUCCCCCUCUCCCACACCGGGGUGGGUGGGCGUGGACCUGGAAGGUCCUCUGAGGGUCUGGCUGCCCGCGGGGAGCCCUAGGCCAGCCCGUGUACCUUAGUAGCUGAUACGCGGUUGUCCCCGGAGGCUUCCUAGAUGCAGGGAGCCAGGCUCCUUCCCAAACCGAGGCUUAUCAGUGGGACACUUAUUGCUGUGAUACUUUCCUUGCGGCUUUUGUCACGAGUGCACCGUGACGGCUUGAUCCUUGGCACCCAUGCACGCACGCACGUGACGCUGCGGGGGAUGUGUGCGGGCUGGGGUGCCUCCGCCCCCCUGGUCUGAAAAGAGCCGGUCCAGAAAACCAUCCCAGUUGGAAGAGCCAGGCUAGGGCGGGCCAGCUUGCUGGAGCCCUCUUUCACACCAUCCCCACAGCACCCACUGCUCGAACGAGGCCCCAGGGUCCUGGCAGCGUGCUGCUGGCUGGGCUUCUGAGAGGACUCGCAAGGUGCAGCUGCAUUUCUGCACCACUCGUGCCAGGCUUCGGGCUCACCUCUCUGCGUAUCUCAGAUUCACAGUGGCUCGGUGGCGGUGCUGUGUGGCAGGGUUGCCCGGGGGCUUUUGGAGGUUUUUAGGUGGUCUCCACUCUGCCCCAGAGCCCCCAAGGCUCUAGCUUCUCCUGCCUCUGCGUGGUGGGUGGAGUCAGUGGUUACGUGCUGGGCUGGUGAUCACAGCCCUCGAAGGCCCCAGGAUGGAGUUCUGCCUUGUACACAGGGUCUCUGACCAGCUGGCAACUGGUUUACGGGGUUUUUUGUCCCAAGUGGCAGUGGGGAUGAUGUCCAGUGUGCGAAGGAGCUAGAAGACCGUGCUGUGCUCCCCAAGAAGCGCAGCCCUGUGAGUGAAUGAUCCCACCUCCUGUUUGCUGUUGGGAAUGCUCUGGUCAGAACCCCAAACGUCCCUGUCUCUGAGUCUUGCUAUAUCCUCUCUAAGAGGUCUGCCUAUGGCUCUUAGGGUGUAUGCUACCAGCCCACCUUCGGCUCCAGAGAGCAGGAUGGGCCCUGGUUUCUCCAUGACAACCCCACCCCCAUCCCUCACCCCAUCCCCCGGCUGUAGAGCAGGUCACUGGGGCCCCUGGAAGGCUGUUCCCCACACAGUCUGCUCAGAUGCAUAAGGCCUCCCCUCUGAUGACUGCUCCCAGGUGUGGGGCACCCAGGUUUGCCCUGAGCCCCCUGGGUUCUUGGGACUAGAUUCACGUAGCUGGCGCUCAUGCUAGGAUUUGCGGCAUUUUCACGUACAAUCUCCACUUUAAAAGGCAUUUCCCGGACCCCCUCUGUCUCUGAGGACUGCCUGGUUGACUGAGGACACGGUACUUUCCCGGGGCUGCCUGGCACCCAGAGGCCUCUCCCCAAGUUGGCGCCGGAGCUGGCGUUUCUUUCUGUGCUAGUGAAUGGAAACAGUGUUGUUUCCUAGCGGACCUUCUAUGGCUCUGCUUUGUCAAGAUUAUCAUGACGCCCACCCUCGGGGACCCUAUGCAUCGUCAAAUCCCACCUCUCUUCCUACAGAUAAGAACCCUCAGACCCAGGGAGGAGACAGUGUACUCUAGUGUCCACUACCAGCUAGUGGCAAGGGUGGGGUUAGAACCCACGCCCCAGGGUCCUUUGCUCUGUACCAUCUAUUGCUGUGUGGAAUAUGUGGCUAUAGUUCCUGGAGGCCCGGGUAUUGGAGAAGCCAGUUAGCUGGUGCCGACGCUGGCAGGGAGGCAAUACAGUCAAGAAAUGCUGGUGGGCCCUCUUUUCUCAUAUUUCCAUUGGGGGGGUGGGCAGACAGAGGUGCUCUGAGAUUGCAAAAGGCCAGGAGAGGCUUGAGUUGAGGUUUUGGAUGCAGCUUGGAAAACAAGGAGGGGGACGGGGAGCCAGUCCCUCUGGCUCAGGUCACCCCCAAGGUGACCCUGGUCUAUAAAGGCGGGUGGAGGCCAGGGCGAAGAGGCAGUUAACCAACUCUUGCAUAUGCCUUUGUAAGUUGAGAAAGAAAAUGGCAAAGGAGACCUCUUGAGUUCUCUCCCUACUUCUUGAACAGAGAUGGUUGGUGGUCUUUAGGGAAGAGGCAAGACACGGGGCCUCUUUCCCUUUCUCUCCCAAACUCUUUUAAGGUGCCAACACAAACACUACCUUCUUCAUUUCUAAGCCACUGGAGCCAGGUCUGCGGAGGGGGUGGGUGUGGGUGUGCAGGAGUUCAGGUCGAUGGAAGGUUACAGGUGGCCAGUCAGGACCAAGACUGAUCAGGCAGACGCAGGACCAAUUCCACAGCUCCUUCCUUCAAGGCGAGGGCGGGUCAGCAAAUGCCCAGUCUGUCUCUGUAGCCCGGCUGGGUUGCUGGCUGGGGCAUGGCCUGCCAAGCUCAGAUACAUUUUGUCACUAACCCCUUGCUCACCCCAACCCCACGGCUCCCUCCUUUCCACUGGGCCAGGUGCUCAGUGGGGCUGUUCACAGGUGCCCCUUUGAGAGGAAGAAGCCAACCUUCACUCACAAGGGCUAAGGGCAGUGGAGCCCUGCGAAGGGCAGAAGGGUGGUUGGGCAGUGGCUUUACCCUGUGCCCCACCAGCUGAGCGUGGUGGUGGUGUAUGGCUGGAAGCCCGGCAUCCAGUUGCCAUUGUCUUUGAUUUUGUGACAUCUCUUGUGCUCAGAAAGCCAGUGUCCCCUUCCUGCUCCCUAGCAUGUGUGCUGACUCCCUUGUGUGGACGAUAGUUACCCUUGGACACUCCAGCCCGGGGGGUGCAGAUGUUCCAGUGUGAAGAGAGUCCUCUAUGUCCUAGAAUCUCAGACGCGUCGCUUGGAAACGAUGAUUCGUAUCAUGAUGAUUUUUCUUUCUUUCCUCCUAGCCAGGAGGUGAUUUGUAGACCCUGAUUGCCUAUGUCAUGUAAAUAGUGUACAUUUAAUUUAUUGCUAUGGUAGCACAUUGUAUUUGUUAAUGUAUAAAACAAAUUCUAAAAUGUUGACAAAUGUAUAUUUUGUUGCUUAAAUGUGUCUUUGCAGAAAUUGACAAUAAAUAACAUAUUUUGUGUCCA
Messenger RNA from Echinops telfairi (small Madagascar hedgehog), 6399 nucleotides. It is a transcript of the gene RAP1GAP2, whose product is annotated as RAP1 GTPase activating protein 2. The record is from RefSeq and is a predicted model, not a curated record. Gene Ontology annotation, biological process: regulation of small GTPase mediated signal transduction; activation of GTPase activity. Gene Ontology annotation, cellular component: cytoplasm; plasma membrane. NCBI's taxonomy places the organism in Eukaryota, Metazoa, Chordata, Mammalia, Afrosoricida, Tenrecidae. Gene Ontology annotation, molecular function: GTPase activator activity. Bases 108 to 2117 code for a protein of 669 amino acids. The transcript has 24 exons.